Molecule: messenger RNA, 219 nt
Organism: Clonostachys rhizophaga
Lineage: Eukaryota; Fungi; Ascomycota; Sordariomycetes; Hypocreales; Bionectriaceae
Source: the annotation of a GenBank genome assembly
AUGCCUGUUACUUUCGACGACCCCAGCGGCCCUGUGCCUGUGCCUCGCCAGAACGAAGCGAUGAAGGUUCUGAAGAAGGCUGUCGGCGAUAAGAAUCUGAAGAAGUACCCUUACUGCCACAUUAGCUUUGGCAAGGGCGGUUCAUUCCACUACCGCUGUUUCUCAGGCAAAGAGAAGAAGAUCGGCCAGCAAGGUCCUGCAGGCGCGGGCAAGAUUUAA